Paramecium pentaurelia is the source of this 1550-nucleotide messenger RNA. The record is from the annotation of a GenBank genome assembly. NCBI's taxonomy places the organism in Eukaryota, Ciliophora, Oligohymenophorea, Peniculida, Parameciidae.
AAAUGUCUAAGCUUAAACUACAAGUAAAUACAUCUAAUCAUUCUAGUUUUGCCCUGGUCCAUCAUUACAGAGUUCUGUAAGCAAAAAUCAAAAAAUACUUUAAGGAAAUUAACAGGAUCCUAUAUCUGCAUAGUAAUAGGAAAAUCUAAUUAAUUUGGGGAACACUGAUUAGAAACGAAGAAACAAUUAUGCUGGAGAUCGCUUUAUUCCAACUAUCAAAAAGAAAUUUAGUAUUCUCACAGAAACUAAAGCACCAGCUUAAGAUAUAGCUUCAUCUUAAGCUGCACUUGAAAUGCUCUAUAAAUAAUAAAUCUUAGAUUAAGAGCCUAUUAUAGAAUCUGAGAACGGUUCACUUAAAUUUAUUAAUCAAAAUAACUUUCAAUACAAGAAUGAACAUGUACAUUAUAUUGAUUCGAUUGAUCCAAAAAACUAUAAUAGGUAUCUAUAAUUAAAUAUUCUAGUCCUCUUGUUGAUCAUAAAUACUUUGCUUUGCCAGAAACAAUAUCAAGUUACUAUGGAAAAUAUAUAAGAAAAAUUCCGAAAGUGCCAUUUAAAGUGUUAGAUGCUCCUUAAUUAUAAGAUGAUUUUUAUUUAAAUUUAAUUGAUUGGAGCAAUUAAAACACUUUAUCAGUAGCUCUCAACAAUUGUGUUUAUUUAUGGUACCAAUUAAAAUCUAAUUAGGAAUGCUUAAUCUUCAAAAGUUACGAAAUUGCUUGAUCUUUGUAAUGAUGUAGUAACAAGUGUUGGAUGGUCAUUACGAGGACCAUUAUUAGGAGUAGGAACUAAUAAUGGAGAAGUAUAAAUAUGGGAUGCUUGUAAGUUAUAAAAAGUCAGAACAUAUAAAAGUCAUAUUGCUAGAGUUGGUACUCUUUGCUUUGCUGAAAGUAUUUUAAGUAGUGGUUCAAGAGAUAAAUCAAUAAUUCAAAGAGAUAUACGAUAAAAAGAAGAUUUUUUUUUCAAAUCUAUAGCACAUAAAUAAGAAGUUUGUGGUUUGAAAUGGUCUCCUGAUAGCUAAUUAUUAGCUUCAGGUGGAAAUGAUAAUAAAUUGUAUAUUUGGAGUGCAGCUUAAUAUGAUAAACCAAUCUUCAAAUUUAAUGAACAUUAAGCAGCAGUUAAAGCUAUAGCUUGGAGUCCACAUUAACAUGGAUUAUUAGCUAGUGGUGGUGGAACUGCUGAUAAAACAAUUAGAUUUUGGAAUGCUUUAGAAGGAAAAAUGUUAUCAAAAGAAGAUACUGGAAGUUAAGUCUGUAAUUUAAUGUUCAGUAAAAUGGAAAAUGAAUUGAUUUCAACUCAUGGUUAUAGUCAACAUUAAAUUAUACUAUGGAAAUGUAAUGGUAUGAAAAGAAUUGCCACUUUAAUUGGUCAUACUAGUCGGUAUAUAUUUAUUACAAUUAAGUGUGUUAUAUUUGGCAAUGUCUCCUGAUGGAUAUACCAUAGUGACCGGAGCUGGAGAUGAGACUUUGAGAUUUUGGAGUAUAUAUCCAUAAUCAAUUGGUAAUGAAUAAAAUAGUAAAUGUUAAUUGGCACCCCAUAAUAUCAGUAUACGUUGA